Molecule: messenger RNA, 1846 nt
Organism: Pyrgilauda ruficollis (rufous-necked snowfinch)
Lineage: Eukaryota; Metazoa; Chordata; Aves; Passeriformes; Passeridae
Product: dnaJ homolog subfamily A member 1-like
Exons: 7
Coding region: 86-1243 (385 amino acids)
Biological process (GO): protein refolding
Cellular component (GO): cytosol; cytoplasm
Molecular function (GO): Hsp70 protein binding
Source: RefSeq, a predicted model, not a curated record
GUCAGCGCGGGGGGCGUGCCCGCGGCUUCCAGAGAGUUCGGAGACGGCGGCGGAGCGGCGGCGGCGCACGUCACAGCACGGGAAGAUGGUGAAGGAGACGGGCUACUACGACCUGCUGGGCGUGCGGCCGGGCGCCAGCCUGGACGAGAUCAAGCGGGCAUACCGGCGCCUGGCACUGCGCUACCACCCCGACAAGAACCCCAGCGAGGGCGAGCGGGUAGGUGCUCACUCAGAAGGAAGGAGCAGGACUGGCUCACCUGGUGAGCCUGAGUGGUGUCCAGAGCCUGUCUGGCCAUGGCACGGGGGGUGGCACGUGGCUGGUGCUGAGCCAGGCUCUCCCCCGUGCCCAGGGAAGACGGUGGUGCACCAGCUCUCGGUGUCGCUGGAGGAUCUGUACAACGGCUCCACACGGAAGCUGUCCCUGCAGAAGAACAUCAUCUGCCGCAAGUGUGGAGGCUGCGGGGUGCGGGAGGGCGCCCAGAGAAGGUGCCCCAAGUGCCACGGCUCGGGCAUGGAGGUUCGCAUCCACCAGCUGGGACCCAGCAUGAUCCAGCAGAUCCAGACCGUGUGCUCCCAGUGCCAGGGCCAGGGCGAGUGGAUCCGGCCCCGGGACUGCUGCCUCACCUGCAAUGGCCGCAAGGUGGUGCGGGAGAAGAAGAUCCUCAGCGUGCACCUGGAUAAAGGCAUGAAGGACGGGCAGAAAAUCACCUUCCACGAGGAAGGGGACCAGGUGCCCGGCCUGGAGCCCGGGGACAUCAUCAUUGUCCUGGAUCAGAAGGAACAUCCUGUUUUCCGGCGCAGCGGCGACGACCUCAUUGUCAGGAGGGAGAUCAGCCUGGCAGACGCCCUGUGUGGGUGCAGGCAGGUGAUCCACACCCUGGACAACCGCACCCUGCUCGUGUCCUCCCCGCCAGGUGACGUGAUCCGACCUGGGGACCUGAAGUGUAUCCCCAACGAGGGCAUGCCUGUCUACAGGAGCCCCUUUCAGAAAGGAAAGCUCAUCCUGCAGUUCGAGGUGAAGUUCCCCGAGCCGGGCUGGCUCCCCACGGAACGCCUGCGGCAGCUGCAAGCCUUCUUCCCGCCGCAGGAGGAGGUGAUGGCCACGGAGGACACGGAGGAGGUGGAGCUCAGCGAUUACAGCGCUCACGGUGGGCCGGGCCGGCGGCCCUACACCGGGGAAGCCUAUCACGAGGAUGACUUCGAGGACGGGAUGAGGCAGCACGUUCAGUGCCAGACCUCAUAGCGGGGAGGGGAAGCCCGGAGCCCCCCCGGGGGCAGGGGCAGGGCCCGGGCCGCGCGGUGGGGAGGGGCUGGCGGAGCCACCACGUUCAGGGAUGUACAUAGGUCGCCUUUCCGACAGCGCUUCACCUCCCCCGCCCCCCCCCGGGAGCCGGCAGAGCCCCCCUGCCCUGCCGGGUGAGGCCCCUGCCCUGCCUCCAGCGCCGGGGCUGCCGUGGGCAGGGGGCUUGGGGGGCGUGGGGCGGGCUCCAGCUGCCGGUGGGCACAGCCCAGCCCUGGCUGGAGAGGAGGAGGGGGUACCUGCUACCCCUGCCUCAGUUUCCCCAUCUGCUGUGGUGGGGCUAAGCUUGUGCUGGAGGCAGUGUGGGGAGGAGGGGAACUGCCCACCCCCUUUGGGGAUGCCCCACUCCCAGCCCCACACUGGGGGUCCUGCUGCCCGGGCCCCCAGCUCCUUGCUUUGCCCAUUUCUUUUCUUACUGGAGCCUGGGAUGCAGAGGGGGUGGCUCUUUUCUCUUUGCACAGGACAGGAGGGGUUGGGGGGGACCCGUCCCUUCCCUUUAAUUUAUUUUUGGAAGAAUUUUAGAAGUUUUUCUUUUUUUUUUUUUUC